CGAAAAGCCAGGGACCGCCAUUGCCGGUUCCAGAGCUGAAGAUCCGAACGUUGAAGCAGAAUAAUCAUCGGUUGCGAAAACCGAAUCCUCAAUUUUCUUUUUGUCCAUUCGAGAUUUCACCUUUGGCUGUCUACGAUUUCUGAGCUCGGUGUUGCUGGAUUAUGAAUUUCUCCUUCUCUGUCGCAAACAGAGGUCAAAGCCGUUUCGCACUGAAGCAUGCAACACCGAUGACGUCAAGCGACGCCAAAGUGCUGUGUUUCAUGCCAUAGGUUAAUGUUUGGAUAGAGAAGAUAUCUGACGGCACCCUGUACUGGUAGUCUCCAAGUGGAGAGAUGAGAAGAACCAAUCUAAUGAUGAGGCUUCUUAUAACAGCCGUUGUUGGGGUUAUAGUUGGCUUCCUUAUGGGUAUAUCCUAUCCAACUCUUUCCUUAACUAAGAUGAAUCUUCCAUCUACGUUGUUCCCCGCAUUUGAUCUUUCAUACAUUGAGGGCAAGUACUCUGACUUCUCCAAGCAGCCUCUACUUGAUGCUUGGUAUUCUGUCAAGGACAGUACAAGUAUGAAAGAGAUCCCUGAUCCUUCCUACGACUGGAAUGCCACAAAGAUAUGGGUUCCCACAAAUCCCCGCGGUGCUGAAAGACUUCCCCCAGCUAUAGUUACACCUGAAUCAGAUUUCUACCUCCGUCGGUUGUGGGGCAACCCCAGUGAGGACUUGACGAUCAAACAGAAGUAUUUGGUAACGUUUACAGUUGGUUAUGAUCAAAGAAAAAAUAUAGAUGCAGCUGUGAAAAAGUUCUCAGAGGACUUCACCAUAAUGUUGUUCCACUAUGACGGGGGGGCCAGUGAAUGGGAAGAGUUUGAAUGGUCAAAGCGAGCUGUUCAUGUGAGUGUCCGAAAGCAAACAAAAUGGUGGUAUGCCAAGCGAUUUUUACAUCCCGAUGUCGUUGCCCCCUACGAAUAUAUCUUUAUAUGGGAUGAGGAUCUCGGUGUGGAGCACUUUGAUUCAGAAAAGUAUCUGGCUGUGGUAAAGAAACACGGCCUGGAAAUCUCACAGCCUGGGUUACAGCCAUAUGAAGGGCUGACAUGGGAGAUGACGAAGAAAAGAGACGACACUGAAGUUCACAAGAAGGCUGAUGAGAGAAACGGCUGGUGCACUGAUCCGAAACUGCCCCCUUGUGCAGCGGUUAAUAUUAUUCUUCAUACAUCCUAUGGAAAAAAAACCCCAAUCAGGUUCGUUGAGAUUAUGGCUCCUGUUUUUUCUCGUAAGGCAUGGCGCUGUGUCUGGCAUAUGAUUCAGAACGAUUUAGUUCAUGGAUGGGGUUUGGACUUUGCCCUUCGGAAGUGUGUUCAGAAUGCUCUGGAGGACAUUGGAGUUGUGGAUGCUCAGUGGAUUAUUCACCAAGGUGUUCCUUCACUUGGAAACCAAGGGCAACAAGAGAACGGGAAGCAACCAUGGGAAGGGGUGAGGGAAAGAUGCAGAAGAGAGUGGACGAUGUUUCAGGACAGGUUGUCUGAUUCAGAGAACUCCUAUUUCCAAUCAACUUCCCUCCACCACUAAAACUCCCUUCAUGCCUCUUCUGGUGAUUUUUUUUUUCUUCAACUAUUUACUGUUUGCUUCUUUUUUUUUCUUGUAAAGCUGUGUUUUUUCUUUCCGUGUUCGCCCCCCACUUUAGAGUCCAAAGUUCGAAUCCGUAACACCAACAACAUGGAUUACGUUAUAACUUACAUAAGCUUCCUUCAACACACAAGGUAUGGAGAUUUCCCCUCCGACCACCUUCGGGUGCUUCACAUCCCACACGUGUGGUGCCGGUUGUGCGUGUGGGUCGGGAUUAGUCUGGGCCUUUUGGGUCUGGGAUUACCCGGUUAUCAAAAAAAAAAAAAGAAACUUACAUAAGCUUCCGUAUUAUUUUUCCCCUAAAAAAGAGUUAUAUUCUUUUCAAAAUUAGUCAAAAAGUUUUGUUUCAUUUGAUAGGCUCUUUCUGUUUGAUGGAUAGUUCCAUCAUGUUGUAUUUUGUCAAACAGACAGUGGUUAGUCGAGGUAGAUUUUGUGUAAAGCAUAAAUAUUCUCGAACAUUUAUUAGAAUAUAUA
Tarenaya hassleriana is the source of this 2087-nucleotide messenger RNA. RefSeq lists its product as uncharacterized. The record is from RefSeq and is a predicted model, not a curated record. The coding region runs from base 333 to 1556 and encodes 407 amino acids. The transcript has 15 exons. NCBI's taxonomy places the organism in Eukaryota, Viridiplantae, Streptophyta, Magnoliopsida, Brassicales, Cleomaceae.